This is a messenger RNA of Misgurnus anguillicaudatus (oriental weatherfish), 1021 nucleotides long. The record is from RefSeq and is a predicted model, not a curated record. Lineage: Eukaryota; Metazoa; Chordata; Actinopteri; Cypriniformes; Cobitidae.
UUGACAACUGUGACAAUUAUUACCGUGGGUUAGUUAGGGUCAUGUAUAACUCAUUGAUGAUUUACAAGUGAUCAUUAUAAUAAAGUGUUACCAAUAAUUCUUAUGUUAGCAAACCACAUUAUUUUAGGACUGCAUCAGUGGGUGGCACCAACAGCUCCAGGAAGAACCCUGAUAAAAAGUCUGUAUAAAUAGUCUAUCAUAGGCUAUACAUCUAAUCAAUACACAUCUACACUGCUUCUGUUGAGAUUCGAACACAGCUCUCUUAUACAGACACUAUGUUUGCUGUAUCUGCGAGUGGCGUUGUUUUGCUCUUUCUGCUUCAUCACACAACACCAAACACUGUGAAUGGGCAGAACAUUGACAGUAAUACUCUUGCCAGCAUUUUUACCUUCUUUGAGGAAAACUAUAAGAGAGUUGAAAAUGGAUCUGAACGUCAGUCUGCUUUAGCCAUCAAUGUACCAAUGAAGCAGUGUCAAGCUGGAUUUAAGCCUUCAAAUGCCAACUUCCUUACCAAUGAGAAUCCAGAAGAAGUGAAAAGAAACAUCAGUAAUAAAAAAGACCCAAUUUAUGAAGGUACAGAGCUUAUAGGAGCAGGAGUUAAGGAAAUAAGUCGAAAUCAAAUACACUCUGAACGUCUCCUGCUUUACCCUCCUAAAGGAAGACCCACGCCACCCAUGCAAGACCUCCUGAAUAAAAGAAAAGAUGACAGCUGCACUGUUUUCUACACGCUUAACUCUCCAUGUGCUGGUGUCUGCCUUAAUGAGAGCAGCGAAUAUAACAUAUUUCAAGGCCUUCAAAACUGGAUUGAACACGAUAGCAUUAAAGCGCUUGUCUUUAAACAGAUCUAUAAAGAUGAUGUUAAUGAUGCUCAAAUAGCCCUGAAGAAAAUUGUGAAACAUAUUGAUGUCUAUCGUUGUAUUAGAGAGAAUAAUAAUGAGAAUGUGUGUCACGCAUGUGGAGGAAGAGAUAGUGAUACCAUUAAUGAACACUGUCUAUCAAACUAAAAGUGAAGUUACCCAAA